This is a messenger RNA of Syzygium oleosum, 2025 nucleotides long. Its product is annotated as protein PLASTID TRANSCRIPTIONALLY ACTIVE 10. NCBI's taxonomy places the organism in Eukaryota, Viridiplantae, Streptophyta, Magnoliopsida, Myrtales, Myrtaceae. The transcript is spliced from 12 exons. Gene Ontology annotation, molecular function: RNA binding. The record is from RefSeq and is a predicted model, not a curated record. Bases 275 to 1948 code for a protein of 557 amino acids. Gene Ontology annotation, cellular component: plastid-encoded plastid RNA polymerase complex; chloroplast.
CCUCCUCCUCCUCCUCGCCGGCCGCCCCUCCUCCCCUGUGGCCCCCGCCAGAUGCUUCAGCUCCGACGAGUUCCCCGUCGACGAGACCUUCCUCCAGAACUUCGGCCCCAAGGACAAGGAGACCGAGGACCAGGCCCGCCGCCGCAACUGGAUCGAGCGCGGCUGGGCCCCCUGGGAGGAGGUCCUCUCCCCCGAGGCCGACUUCGCCCGCAAGUCCCUCAACGAAGGGGAGGAGGUCCCCCUCCAGUCCCCCGACGCCAUCGAGGCCUUCCGCAUGCUCAACCCCCGCCACCGCCGGCAGCGGAUGAGGGAGCUGGGCCUCACCGAGGACGAGUGGUACCGCAAGCAGUUCGAGAUCAAGGGCGAGAUCCCCGAGAGGCUGAGCACGCUGUGGGCGGGGCCCUUGGUCGUCCGGCAGGUUGCCCCGCGCGACUGGCCUCCCAGGGGCUGGGACGUCGACAGGGAGGAGCUCCGGUUCAUCCGCGAGGGGCACCGGAUGAUGUCGGAGAGGGUGGAUUUGGAGGAUUUGGAGAGCAGAGUGAGCGCCGAUACGGAUGAUAUGUGUCUGGACAGGUACAAAGUUUUCCUCAAGCAGUACAACGAGUGGGUCGAGGCGAAUAAGGACAGGUUGGAGGAGGAAUCUUAUAAGUAUGACCAAGACUACCAUCCUGGACGAAGGAAAAGAGGCAAAGAUUACAAAGAGGGCAUGUACGAGCUGCCUUUCUAUUAUCCUGGGCAGAUUUGCGAGGGGAAGGUCACCACUUUACACCUUUAUCAAGGAGCAUUUGUUGAUGUGGGAGGCGUAUAUGACGGGUGGGUUCCUAUUAAAGGAAACGAUUGGUAUUGGAUCCGCCAUCACAUAAAAGUUGGUAUGCAUGUUAUUGUCGAAAUCCUGGCAAAGCGAGACCCAUACAGGUUUCGAUUUCCUCUUGAAAUGCGUUUUGUCUAUCCUAACAUAGAUCACCUGAUCUUUAACAGGUUUGAGUUUCCACCAAUAUUUCAUCGGGAUGAGGAUAGCAAUCCUGAUGAAUUGCGGCGUGAUUGUGGAAGACCUCCUAUACCUAGAAAAGACCCAGGAACAAAACCUGAAGAGGAGUCUCUAUUGUCGAAUCACCCUUAUGUUGAUAAGUUGUGGCAGAUGCAUGUCGCUGAGCAAAUGAUUUUGGAUGAUUUGGAGGUCAAUCCUGAGAAGUACCAAAACCAAAAAUUAUCUGAGUUAGUUGAUGAUGAUUAUGAUGAAGAGAAAAGUGUUGAAUAUACCAAAGCUUAUUAUAAGAAGUCCUUGAUACCAAAAGUUAUUCUGAAAACUAGUGUGAGAGAACUUGACUUGGAAGCGGCUUUAGCUGAGCGUGAGUUCCAUAACAAAAUGAGAAAAGAAGCAGAAGAAAGGGGAGAGGCAUAUAAAAUUUCCAAAUUCAAGCGAAAUAUUGAGAUGGAUGAGUAUGAUUUGAUGCAUUGGCGUCGGUCAUUUGAAGAAAGAGAAGCCUUGAUCAGGGAUAUCAGCUGCCGACAAACCCUGGUUCUGCCACUGGAACAGCCAGGAAGGUAUGUAGACGGCAGUUACUUUGGCAAGGAUCAAUACGAUCCUUCCAACCCUUUAUACAGGUACGACUACUGGGGCGAGCCGAAGAACUCAGAGAAAAGCAAGCAACAGCGGAUGACGGACGCCCACAACAAAUCCAUUGUCGGCAAGGGCGUUGUGUGGUAUGAAAUGCCUUAUGAAGAUGUCAUCAAGCAAAAGAUGCAGAGAGAAGCUGCAUCGCAAGGAGUGAUGCAGAAAGAAGUUGAGGAUCCAGACAGCAAUGAAGUCGAUGAGGAUGAGGAUGACGACGACGACGAUUUUGAUUACAGCAUUCUUGGCGACCCGAACAUUAGUUUUGAGAAUCAGCCUCUUGUCAAUGGGACCGAAUCUUCUAGAAUAUCAGAUGAAGGUAUGUUUGAGGACUAAUGUAGCGCACUGUGGGUUAGUGGGAAGUCAUCUCUUUGUACAGUGGAACAAAUGUUAUCUUUCCUUUCUUUGGUUUC